UACUAAUCAACCUGUUUGCCGACAAGUGCAGCAGCUCGACGCGCAACUUAGCACUUUUCCAUUCUGUGUCUGGAAACAUCUGUGCGGGCUUUUAUUUUAUUGUAUUGUAUUGGUGAAUUUCAAGUGGUUUUUUUUUUUGUUGUUGUUUUUUGCCGUCCUCUUUGCAGGAAGCGCGGGUGUUAUCAGUCCAGUCUCACCUGUCGCUGCGUCUUCUGAUGUGCGACAGGCAGUGAGGGAGUGUGGAUCCGGGGAAAUACAACCCACUGCUGUGCCGCUUCUAGCAAGGGAAGCCCCCACGCGUUGCGCGCCCAGAUCGCCGGUAGAGAGGCUAUUCGCGUGGCGGAGUGCGUGUGCAUGCGCGUCAGGUUAUAAAUGUGUGUACUUGAGCACGGCAAAGCCCCAGGCUCCAUCCUCAACAGUUGCCACCCGAGCGGCGGAGAGGAGAGGAGGAGAGCGAGAGAGAUAGCAGACUGAGUACGGACGGACGCGGAGCUCCACGCCGCUCUGCCCGGCUCUGCUCCUGACAUGCAGUCGUUCAUCUCUCCGGUGACCAAGGCCAUCCUAGUAGCGCUCUUCAUCUUCGCCAUUCUCCUCAUUCUCUAUGUGAUCCUUUGGUACAUUUGCAGAGACGUGGACUGCGACCACGGCAUUUGAGGAUUCCGUUAAAACGGAGUAACGGAAAUAUCACAAUGGGUCGCACAGAGGAACCAACAGAGCCCAGGGUCAUUUUUGAUGCCCAGACAAGAUGGCAACGUUGCCAUAGUGACAGGAGGAGGCAGGGGAAUUGGUUAUGAAGUAGCUCGCCACUUGGUCAGACUUGGGGCACAUGUUAUCAUAGGUGGGAGAGAUGAGCAGGAGGGUCUUGCAGCUGUCAGAAGGAUCUGUGAACACUACAAAGAGGCCAAAGUGGAGUUUAAGAAACUGGACUUGGCUUCAUUGCAGUCUGUACGUCAGUUCGCCCAGAGCUUCAGAGAACGGGACCUGCCGCUAAAUAUUUUGGUCAAUAAUGCGGGUGUUAUGCUGGUUCCUGAGGGGCGUACGGAGGAUGGAUUUGAGCAGCACUUCGGUGUGAACUACCUGGGACACUUCCUUUUGACCUGGCUACUCCUGGAUACACUGAAGGAUUCUGGGAAAUCGGGUCAUGUCUCUCGUGUGGUCAACGUCUCAUCCUCAGCUCACUGCAUCGGACAGAUCAGACUAAAUGACCUGAAUAGCCGCCAAUCUUACUCCUCACAUGCUGCUUACUGUCAGAGCAAGCUGGCCCAGGUGUUAUUCAGUUUCCACCUCCACCAAGAGAUGCAGAGUGGAGGUUUCCAAGUGAGUUCGUGUGCCGUGGAUCCCGGCAUGGUGGAUACCGCACUCUACCGCCACCUCUGGACACCCCUCCAUCUGGCACAAAGUGUCAUCGCUCGCCUGCUCUUCAGGACUCCUGAAGAGGGCGCUACCACUGUGCUCUCUGCUGCUCUGUCACCUGCUCUGGAGGGAGAUUGUGGAGGAGGUUACUGGGCCAAUGGGUGCAGGGAGAUGACAACACCGCUGACCUUUGAUCCCCAGCUGCAAGUGAGCCUAUGGGAAAUCAGCCUCCAGUUGCUGAACCUCCACUAGCAUGAGACAAGGAUGACCAACAGGACUAAACCCAUUUGACAACAUCAGAUAAAAAAGACCCUAUAUUCAGGGCGGCCAGCCAUUCUCUCCUCCCUUUUUCAUACUUCACAUCAGGGCGUUGCUAGCAAUUUGUUACAAGUGUCAUAAUCCAGUGCUGGACUGUGAUUGGUUGUUUAGAGAGCAAAGAUCUCUUUCUUUUAGCGUUUUUUUUUUAGUUUUAUUUUUUAUUUUCUUUUUUCCAGACCUGCCAAAGAAGGGCUACAGGGGAUGGAAGAUGCUUUUUUUGCUUUUCACUGUGAGCAAGCAAACAUAUUUGCACACACACACAACCACACUCUAGGGUUGUAGCUAUAUGUCAUUUUGCUGUCAUGGAUAGCAGAGAGUUGCUGUUGGCGCCAUCUAGUCAGAUAUCAGUUAAUGGCACCCACCAAUGAUAUGAUGAGUUUGAUUCCCUGAUCGCGUAUCAGAGAAUCAGUCAUCUGCUAUGAUACAAACCUUACUUGGAUUUUUCAAUUAGUCCGGCCCACAAUAACUAAAUUCCUCUUGGAAGCUUUUUCACAUCAACAAAAAAUUCCAGUAAAAUAAUCCAAAAGCUUAAUUUUGGCAACAAAAUAACAUAUUGGUCAAACCCUAGCAUACGCGCACAUACGGUACACACACAUUUACACACUACGACAAUGAUCUGAUCUGAUCCUGCCUUGCUGUGGCAAGGGAAUGUGAUGUCAUCAGUUUGCGUUGACACAUCACUGCGAUUUCUCAGAUCGUAUUGCCAUCCGGCCUCUUUUACUGGGAGCACUUUGUUUUUAUUGGUUACUAUUGAAUCAUGUUAACUGCUGGUUGUAGUUGCAUGAGUAGAUGUUUUUACAGACGUGAAUUUAGCUGAAAAGCUAAGAAUCCAUCAUCGUCUCCUCUUUCCUCUCUCCGGCGCGCAGUAACCCAAUAAAAGAUGUUCCUUUUGACUGCUAGGGGGAUUUGGGAAGAGUUUUAAAAAAGGGAGAUAUUUCAGAUAACAGUAAGCCUAAAUUUGGAAUGAUUCCCCUUCGACCCAAGAGUGAUGAAACGUUUGGUUGAGUUGCUGUGAAUUUUUAUGCUGUUAUUUCUAAAGCGGAAUUUCCAGCUGUUUCUGGUUGUCUGCUCAAAAAAAGUGAGAAAAAAAAAGGUUUGGGAACCGACCUCAAAUUCAUUUUGUCACCGUUUUCCUUUGUGAUCUGUGCUAAUCGCUUUUUUCUGUGUCUGUGAUACGUGUGCAUGUAUUAUGCACACAAGCUAAGAAUUAACUCAUGUAUAGACCCAAUUCAUGCUGAUGGAUAGCACAACAAUGGCUAACCCCGGAGGAACUGCAACGAGAAGGAAUGCGAGAGAGGGGAAAGCACAUUUUUUCAGCAUUCAAACUGUGAUUGGUUCCUCAUUGCUGCUGCUACUGCCUCUUCCUCAUUUGGCGCCGCUCCCAGUGCAUUGUGGGAUUGAGAUUUCCCAGUAGUGAGAAUCAAACUCCAUCUGCUGAGCUGACACACACACACAGACACUCACUCAGAAACAUUGGAAGCAGUACAUCCAGGCAUAGGCUUAUCCAAACAAGCGCACAGCAAAUAAACACGUCUGUCUGUGAUGCAGGAACAUGCUCACACACUCUUACACACAUACAAAGACACACUUAAUGCCAUCUCCACUGUGAUUAACAUGUUUUAGCUGUGGGGAUGAAAAGUGUUAUCUCAAAUUAAUUAAGUUUUGGCUAAAAUCCUUAACCACAAGUCAUCGCUGUAGUGUAUGUGUACGUUGUUGCUUUGAAUAAAGCCAGUUCGCAUCCAGCAUUCAUUAUGAUCUGCCGCAUGUGAAGCGAUAGUAUCACUGUGGUAGCUAAUUCAGCCAGUGGCACAGUGUCAGACAUGAAGAAUAGGAACAAAGUGUAAUGGAAGAAAAUGCAUAAAGGAAAAAGGCAUCAGCUUUAAGGCACUCAUUGCUUAAAUGGUUAAAUUUAAUGUGAUUCUCACUGUUUUGUCAAGCAGUUUAAGUAUUUGUCUCAAUUCAGAGACGAAAAAAUCAUCCUUCAGAGAAUUUGUAGGACAGACUGACCCGCUGCCGCCACCGCUAAAUCAGACGACAGUCUAAAUUUACAAGGGGAAAAAAUAAAGGCGUAUUUGCCCCAUCCUUGUCAUCUUAUAAAGUCAUUUUUGGUUUAUGUUAUUCAUAAGUGUGUUGGGCUUUUUGGUUCAUGUGAUAUAUCUACCAAUGAUGUGUCAACCCAAAUAUCUGCCUAAUAUCUUAUGAAUAUUUGAAUAUAUGAGUUGACAAAGAUUGCAAAAAUGCGCAGGAACCUGCACUUUGAAGGGAGGCAUUAUGCUAAAAAACCCUCUUUAAGAUUCCCAGGACUUUGCGAGGAUUCACAAUCUCAUGGCAGUCGGCCCUAUGAGCAUCACAAAUACUGACGGUAUAAUACUGAAGCCGUUACAUUUGGAAUUUAUUAGUUUUGACUGAUACAUUUGGCUGAGAUGAGGAAGCCAUCUGUAUUCAUCUGGCUUCCAGGUAUUCAGUACCUAUUAUUAUCCGGUGCCAAGUCAAAUACGCUGAAUUGUGGGAGAAAAAUUUUGAGGGGAUGAAAAAAUGACAGAAAAAAUAAAAGGAACGCCUCCCGGUCGUAGUUAUUAUAACUAUCAGGGUGUGACACGGACUCUGAUAUGAUGUGAAGGCACCAUAACUCCAAGACAACUCAUCAAAGUUUACAUCCCAUAAGAGAGGCUUAUUCUGAUUAGAAAUUAAAAUAUAAUUUUAAAGCAAACAUCAAAGGUUUUUUUUUUCUAGAUUAGCAAUUGUGUGUGAGCUGACUCUAAAUACCAGCAAUAUUGCUCAGUCUUUUGAGUGUUGUAUUGUUUUUCAGGCUGCUUGAAAACAGUUUAUUGCCUCAGUGCUUCCUUUGUUUGACUGUGUGGUUGCCCUUGGCCACUGUAAGGUACUGAUUAAAUAACAAACAGCCAAACCUAGUGCAUAUCUAUACAUCUAUAUAUAUCUCUACAUAUAGAUAUAUAAAUAUAAAAUGCACAUGCUUCCGUUCACACAAAUAAAAACACCAGCCUAUCCACUCAGUGGCGCUUAUUGAAAGAAUUCAAGGCUACAAUAUGACAUACAUCCUGUCAAAGAGCUACCGUGUUUUUCUCAGCUGCUACAGUAGAUGUAUUUUAGCUGAAAAGGGCGAGUGGGGGAAUGUCACAGACUCUCCCUUCUAUCUGAGCACAAGGUUUUCCAAAGACGAAAGGAGGAAACGCGCACGGAUCUGUCUCAGUGUGCUUAUCGUGUCGACGUGCAGAAGUGACUGCUAAAUUAUCACUGAUUUACCCGGUUAUAUACGGUAUUUAGCGUCCUCCUGAAGCAUUCUACACAGACACGACAACACGGUGAACUUUCUGAACUCGAUUUGCAAAUAUAGAAAAAGAACAACAGCUCCAGUAACUGUCUGUGAUAUUAUCUGUGUGUUAUUUACUCGUAUAUGAUCGUUUCAAAGCGUUGGAGGAGACCAGUGAAGACAUUUGUAGAUUAAAAAUAGCCAUUCCUCUGAACAACCUGGGAUCACAUUUAUAUUAAAUGUUCCAGUCCCAAGUUCUGCAAAAUCUUAAAUGUGUAUAUUUGCACUGGUGUGAAAAAGUGUUUUUUCCCUUGCUGAUUUCCAAUGUUUUUGUAUGUUUGUC
Molecule: messenger RNA, 5285 nt
Organism: Maylandia zebra (zebra mbuna)
Lineage: Eukaryota; Metazoa; Chordata; Actinopteri; Cichliformes; Cichlidae
Product: polyprenol dehydrogenase
Source: RefSeq, a predicted model, not a curated record